Molecule: messenger RNA, 690 nt
Organism: Symbiodinium necroappetens
Lineage: Eukaryota; Dinophyceae; Suessiales; Symbiodiniaceae
Source: the annotation of a GenBank genome assembly
GACACGCCACACAACGAGCGUGAGCGGAUCGUGCGAGAGUUCAAGGCAACGCCAAUCCCAGGAGAACCGCAGUCUCAGGUGCUGCUGCUUUCCGUGUGGGUAGGGGCCGUGGGCCUGAACUUGCCGGAAGCGCGCUGGGUGGUGCAUGUUGAGCGCGUGUGGAAUCCGGCACUUGAGCGCCAGGCCACCAGCCGCGCGCAUCGAUUGACCUCCCGCAAACCUGUGAAGGCGUAUUGCCUCUUCAUGCAGGACACGUUGGAAGAGCGCAAAGCUUCGGUGCUGUCCUCUAAGUAUCGUCUGUCUACAAACGUGAUGGAAGCUUUGGACUUGGAACAGGACGAUGUGGGGGAAGAAGGCAAGAGCGAGGAGCUCGGCAAGGCGCAUGGAGAGGAGCUGCGCGCGCUGCUCGGCGAAAGUUCUACCAGUGCCGACUCCCCCAUGGAGCAGAGCUGGGAGAGCCCAGAGGACGAGGCAGAUCUGGCCGAGGCCGACCCAGAGGAAUUCAAAGAGCCAUCCAGUGACGAAGAGGACGACGUGCCAGGAAAGCCAAAAGGAGACCGGUGCCCACUCUAUCCGGCGCUUGCCAGGUUGCGGCCCGUACGCUUCCAGAAGAAGAUGUUGGUUGGGAAGUAUGGAAAUCCAGCAGAUGAAGAGUUGUGGGACUGGUACACCGUGCAGGGGCACAGGGAG